This is a messenger RNA of Staurois parvus, 1764 nucleotides long. The record is from the annotation of a GenBank genome assembly. NCBI's taxonomy places the organism in Eukaryota, Metazoa, Chordata, Amphibia, Anura, Ranidae.
AUGUUAAGAACAUUGGGGGGAAAUCUAACAGAAUUUAUUGAGAAUCUAGAUGCCCUUCACAGUUUUCUGACGCUCUCUUAUAAGGAAAUGAAUGCACCAUCUUUUCGAGUGGAGAAAAGAAAUGAUGGCACCAUGUUUCUUCAUUACUACUCGGACAGAAGUGGAUUUUUCCAUAUAGUGCCAGGGAUAAUCGAAUCUGUGGCAAAAGAUUUCUUUAACAGCGAAAUAACCAUGAACAUUAUCUAUCAGACGGAGGAGAAGGAUCGCACUGGGAAGCGUGAACAUGUUAUAUUUGAAGUUCUGCAGAAUACAGAAGUUCAGAAGAAAACAAUAAAGCCAAGGCAAAAAAUAGAAGCAAAAAACUGCUUUCCUCAAGAUCAGGUAGAUAAUAUUGAUAUGGAAAUAAGCAGGGAUGUACAUAAGAGAUCCUCUUGCUGUCCAGUAAAGAAGUCCCACUGGGAUAUCAUAAGAAAUGUGGUCAUCUUCGGAAGAGGAAGUUUGUUAAACUCUUUCCAACCAGUAUACCCAGACAGAUUGUGGAUGGAUGAAAAGGCAUUUUGUAAUGAAUUUCCUUUCCAUAUUGUAUUUGAUAAAGAGCUAAGGGUAAAACAGGCUGGAGUGAACAUACAGAAAUACGUCCCUGGAAUACAGACAAUGGACAUCAGGCUAGAUGAAUAUUUCACAAUUGUGCAUCCACAAGUCACAUUUACCAUUGCCAACAUUCAGACUUUUACCAACAGUCAAUUUGUGUUGAGAACAAAGCGGGAAAUGAUGCCAGAGUCCUGGAAGAAGCAACCAAUGUUGAAACUCAGAGGGUACAUGAUUUGGAUGGAAUCCAUACAAUGUAUGAUCUACAUGUGUUCUCCAAAGCUACGGAGCCUACAGGAACUAGAAGAGAGAAAAAUGCACAUAUCUGAUAUAGCAAAACAUGAUGUAACCAGAGACUUGAUUCUACUGAAUCACCAGAGACUGGCUGAGAUAGAACUGUCCAACCAGCUGGAAAGGAAGAAGGAAGAGUUACGUAUCCUGUCUAAAAACCUGGAGAUCGAGAAGAAGAAGACAGAGACCUUACUUUAUGCCAUGCUUCCCCCUCAUGUGGCCAUUCAGCUAAAGGAAGGCAAGAAAGUCCAAGCAGGAGAAUUUUCGACUUGCACAAUACUCUUCAGUGAUGUCGUGACAUUUACAAACAUAUGUUCUGCUUGUGAGCCCAUCCAAAUCGUCAACAUGCUCAAUGCAAUGUACUCACGGUUUGACCGUCUUACUAAUGUCCAUGAUGUAUACAAGGUAGAAACCAUAGGGGAUGCGUAUAUGGUAGUGGGAGGUGUUCCGGUACCUGUGGAAACUCAUGUGGAGAGAGUUGCAAAUUUUGCCCUUGGCAUGAGAAUUGCAGCUAGAGAAGUAAUCAGUCCAAUAACUGGAGAUCCUAUCCAGAUCAGAGUUGGGAUUCACACAGGGCCUGUAUUAGCAGGAGUUGUUGGUGAUAAGAUGCCCAGAUACUGCUUAUUUGGAGACACUGUGAACACAGCUUCCAGGAUGGAGAGUCAUGGGGUUCCAGAUAAAAUCCACCUUAGUCCAACAACUUUCCAGGCCUUGAAACACAAGGACUUUGACAUUGUGGAAAGAGGAGUUAUUGAUGUAAAAGGCAAAGGGAAAAUGAACACAUAUUUCCUAAUUAAGAACUUAGCUCUAUCUGAAGAGGAAAUUAUGGGCAUGCCAGAAUGUGAAGACCUUCAGGCAGAAUGUAAUCUGGCUACAGGUAAGUGA